Molecule: messenger RNA, 614 nt
Organism: Aspergillus saccharolyticus JOP 1030-1
Lineage: Eukaryota; Fungi; Ascomycota; Eurotiomycetes; Eurotiales; Aspergillaceae
Product: DUF1754-domain-containing protein
Exons: 4
Coding region: 75-521 (148 amino acids)
Cellular component (GO): nucleolus
Source: RefSeq, a predicted model, not a curated record
CAACCAUCUACUUAUCCAACUGAUUUAUCUAUCCCGUAUUUUGAUCGCAUCCCGACCACAUUGACGCAAUCCCGAUGCCGGCAGACGAGUAUUCCACUCUCGGCGGAGGCGGUAAACUCAAGCUGAAAGGCUCCAAGGUGGCCGAUGGCCGAGUAGAGAAGAAGAAAAAGAAGAAACAAAAGGAAAACAAAAAGGCUUCUCCAGGUAGGGAUGCAGACCAGCAGCAGCCGCAAGUACAAGAGCAAGAGCAGCAACAACCAGAUGAAACGACCACGACAAGAGACUCGUCUCGUGCUCCCGAUGAGGCUGGUCGUGGAGAAGAAUCGUCAUCAUCACUGGACAUCGGCUCCGCCGGCAAGACCGAGGCGGAGAGAAGGCAUGAGGAGAUGAAGAAAAGAAGACUGCAAGAACGCCUUAAGCGGGAAGGGGUCAAAACUCAUAAAGAGCGCGUGGAAGAGCUUAACAAGUACCUCAGCCGACUGAGUGAACACCAUGAUAUGCCCAAAAUCGGACCCGGUUAACUGGUCUCACUUGCUGUUGAUAAGGUCUAUAUCACUUCGUUCUUUAUGAUGCAGCCACAUGAUUUAGCAAAAGAAGUUCAAAUUGCUUGAUUC